GGGUUUUAUUUGCGUGGAUCGUUUCCGCAGAAAUUUCAGUGCCGAACUGCCGGUGAACUGAAUUUAACAGAAUAAAUGAAUUAAAGUAUUUCGUUCGGCCGAUAAAGGAACCGUGGUUCUCGUUCCAGUGUAUAUAGGAUUUUGGUUUAAAUAGUGUUUUGGGGAUCAACACUGCGUUACGAAAUGAUCCCAACGACACGCUUGCUAGCCAUGUUCUCAAAAGCCGCUGCAUGUAACUAAACUAGCUAAUGUUAGCUAGGCUAACGCGUUGCGAUAGAUGGACCAUAGCUUGCUAACUCGCUAGCUGGUUUUCAUUUUCUCUUGUCCUCACCAUCGUGUUUUACUUAGACCUAUUCGUUACAUUCCACGUCUCUACAGUAACAUUAGGAUAUGCUGUGUCAAUAGGCUUUUGUGUAGCUAGUUUGCAUAGCUUUAACUUUUAAACCCAACUAGCCAACGUUAGCGUCUAGCCCACGACAUUUUCAACACGUAACGUUAGCUAGUUAGCCCUCUGCGGAAGCCUACCAUCAAAUCAAGCUUUCCCCCAGUUUGUUUUUUUAUUAACUUGAGAAACUAGUUCUCUGGAAUACGAUGGCUUCUUCGUCGGGAAACGAUGACGACCUCACCAUUCCCAGGGCAGCCAUCAACAAAAUGAUCAAGGAAACUCUGCCCAACGUACGGGUUGCCAAUGAUGCAAGAGAGCUUGUUGUGAACUGCUGCACAGAGUUCAUACAUCUAAUCUCAUCAGAGGCGAAUGAAAUAUGUAACAAGUCUGAAAAGAAGACCAUAUCACCUGAACAUGUAAUUAAUGCACUUGAAAGCCUGGGUUUUGCGUCGUACAUCACAGAGGUGAAGGAUGUCCUGCAGGAGUGUAAAACAGUAGCACUUAAAAGGAGGAAGGCCAACUCUCGCCUGGAAAACCUGGGCAUCCCAGAGGAAGAGCUCCUCAGACAACAGCAGGAACUAUUUGCUAAGGCACGGCAGCAGCAGGCCGAGCUGGCCCAGCAGGAGUGGCUCCAGAUGCAGCAAGCUGCCCAGCAGGCCCAGUUGGCUGCAGCAUCUGCCAGCGCUGGACAGCAGGCUGGCUCGUCCCAGGAUGAGGAUGAUGAGGAUGACAUGUGAUAAUGAAGAUGAUCCCUGGGUCUGGGCUGCAACAUGCAAAACAUUUGGAACAGAUAGUAAAAACAAGAAUUUCUUAUUGGAUAACUACAGAUAGUAGGCUGCCACCUGUUUCUGGCUGUUUUCAUCCGUUUCGUGCCUGCUGAGGCCAUAUCCCUCGUCUUUGGACAGUGUCGGCAAGCAGCCCUCUCUUUCUCUCUCCGAACACUCUCAUUGGCAGUGAUCUGAGCUGUGUUCGGACAUAAUGCACAUAACCCCACCAGUCCAGUAUCAGGAGUUCACAUUAUAGACAGUUUCAAGGUACAUAGAUAUGGGGAAUUUUAUUAUAUAUAGGUUUUUAUUGUCACAUACUAGGUAGACAUGUUUUCCUUUUUGACAGCAGUACCUGAAAACCCAUUUGGAUAAAUAUACAUUUAAGCUUUCCUCUACUUAAAUUAACAACUUUUUUGCCAAUUACAAAUCAUUUGUUACAUCUGG
Messenger RNA from Oncorhynchus mykiss (rainbow trout), 1596 nucleotides. RefSeq names its product down-regulator of transcription 1 (gene dr1). Gene Ontology annotation, cellular component: negative cofactor 2 complex. Gene Ontology annotation, molecular function: RNA polymerase II general transcription initiation factor activity; TBP-class protein binding; protein heterodimerization activity. NCBI's taxonomy places the organism in Eukaryota, Metazoa, Chordata, Actinopteri, Salmoniformes, Salmonidae. The record is from RefSeq and is a predicted model, not a curated record. Gene Ontology annotation, biological process: negative regulation of transcription by RNA polymerase II; RNA polymerase II preinitiation complex assembly.